Molecule: messenger RNA, 807 nt
Organism: Uloborus diversus
Lineage: Eukaryota; Metazoa; Arthropoda; Arachnida; Araneae; Uloboridae
Product: homologous-pairing protein 2 homolog
Exons: 1
Coding region: 63-704 (213 amino acids)
Biological process (GO): meiotic strand invasion involved in reciprocal meiotic recombination; meiotic joint molecule formation; homologous chromosome pairing at meiosis
Cellular component (GO): DNA recombinase auxiliary factor complex; condensed nuclear chromosome
Molecular function (GO): recombinase activator activity; double-stranded DNA binding
Source: RefSeq, a predicted model, not a curated record
UCGCGGUUCUAUUUCGUUUUUGCGUUUGCGGUAAAUUCUCUCCCUAAGUGAUUUUUGAGAAUAUGAGUAAUGCCAAAGAAUCUAAUGCAGUGAAACAAGUUUUUGAUUAUCUUGUUACACAAAACCGACCUUAUAGUGCUCUAGAUAUCGUUAACAAUUUGCACAAAGAACAUGGAAAAACAGCAGUUCAACGAGCUUUAGAUUAUCUAGUAAGCAAAGAGAAAAUCAAAGAAAAAAGUUAUGGAAAGCAAAAGAUCUACUUUCCUAAUCAAGCACAAUUUUCUGUUGCUAGUGAUGCAGACAUUCAAGCCUAUGAUGCUGAAAUUAUUGCUUUUACUGAUAGCUCAACUGCAUUGUGUGCCCAAAUAAAAGAGGGUGAAAAUAAACUUUUAGCCCUUAAUAAGAGCUUGACUACUGAGGCAGCUGUAGCGCGGCUUAAUGAAUUGAAGUCAGACAUUCCCAAGUUAAAGCAAAAGUUGGAUUCUCUAGAAAAUAAUAGUGUGUGUAUUAGCAAUGAAGAGAAGGAAGCUGUGUGUGUUGCUAAUAAGAAAUAUAAGGAAGAAUGGCAAAAGAGGAAACGUAUGGCUGUUGGAAUUCUUGAUGCUAUUUUAGAAAGUUAUCCACACGGGAGAGCCAAGCUUUUGGAAGAAAUUGGCAUUGAAUCUGAAGGGGAUUUACCUUCUAAUAAAAAACUCAAGGUUUAAAAGUUAUUGUACUAGUCUGAGUUAACUGCAUCUUUAAUUAACUUUUUUCCUUGAACGUGAAGUUUGAAAUUUUUGUCUUUAAAAUAAAUCUUUUAGUUAGAAG